This is a messenger RNA of Gossypium raimondii (Peruvian cotton), 800 nucleotides long. Its product is annotated as 21 kDa protein. The transcript has a single exon. The coding region runs from base 5 to 619 and encodes 204 amino acids. Gene Ontology annotation, molecular function: enzyme inhibitor activity. The record is from RefSeq and is a predicted model, not a curated record. NCBI's taxonomy places the organism in Eukaryota, Viridiplantae, Streptophyta, Magnoliopsida, Malvales, Malvaceae. Gene Ontology annotation, biological process: negative regulation of catalytic activity.
GCAAAUGGCAGCCGCUGGUUCUUACUUCUCAAUAACUGCUCUCAUCAUCCUCAUUCAGCUCGCAACGAACCUGAAUUCAUGUUCAGCUGCGACACCGAUCCGUCACAGUGGAAGGAACACUCGGUUUAUUAGAACCUCUUGCCGUACUACCCUUCAACCUAGCUUGUGUUUCGUUACCUUCUCUCGAUAUGCGACCAGAAUCGGAGGUAGCCCUAGGUUGUUAGCCACCACAGCCCUCUCCUUGGCAUUCAACACCACUCGUUUCGCUACGAAAUCAAUGAUAACCCUCUCCAAACGCCACGGGUUGAAGCGCAGAGAGGCGGCGGCGUUGCGUGUUUGUGUGGAAGAACUAGGGGACUCUAUCGAUGAGCUGAAAGACUCAAUCGGGAAACUAAGUCGGCAUGGGGCUGGAGGCAGCACUUUCCGAAGUCAAAUGAGUGAUAUACAGACAUGGGUGAGUGCAGCUUUGACUGAUGAUGAUACCUGCAUGGAUGGCUUGUCUGGGAAAUCCAUUAACCGUAAAUUCAGAAGUAGAGUGAGAAGACGAGUAGUGAAGGUUGCUCAUUUGACGAGCAUUGCUUUGGCUUUCGUCAACCGCUAUGCUGCCACUCAUAAAUGAUAUUGCUAUCUGUGUUGCCCAUUGAGUGAGGUUUUUCGCAUUUACAGUUUUUGCAAAUUAAUGUACCCAAUACUUUUGCUUUUGGAAUAUUAUUCAUUGGAAGAAAUUGAUGCUUGAGCUAAAUUUGCAAUACCAGAGUGUUGUUUUCUUUAAUUAUCUUACUGUUCUUCUUUUAAAUUUC